AUGGAGCCUAAUGAAGAACUUCAAGCUUUUGAUGUUUAUGAUUUUAGGGCAAUAUUGGCUUCAAAUGAGUAUUCCCUUUUGAAUAAUGACUUUUUAUGCAAUGGUGAAGAAGAUGGUCCAAACCUUGAAAUCACGGUGUCUUCUAAACAUGAACACUCUCUUGGAGCCUUCCACAUGUUACCAAUGGAGGAUAUGGCCAUGGAGGAUUCUAGCCUUGAUGGACAUAAUUACAUGGGCAACAAUGAGAUUAUUCAAAAUUUCCAAGGGUUGGAUGGUCACCUUGGUGCAAUCUUGAAGAGGGAGACUUAUGAGAGAAAUACAAAGCCUGAAUUGAAGAAAACCCAAAAGUUCAAGCUUGAGGGAAGGGAGUGCAUUAACAAUGGAAAAGGCAGUUCUGCAAUUGACCCUCAAUGCUUUUAUGCCAGGAGACGAAGAGAGAGGAUUAAUGCGAGGCUGAGGAUACUUCAAAGUUUGAUCCCAAAUGGAACCAAAGUGGAUAUCAGUACAAUGCUAGAAGAAGCCAUUCACUAUGUCAAGUUCCUCCAACUUCAAGUGAAGUUCUUGAGCAUGGACGACCAUUGGAUGUAUGCCCCACUUGCCUCUAACGGGAUGGACAUUAUACUUCGACCCAAGAUGGGUCUCUAAUCAUAAAUUAAAUUCAGGCUA
Amborella trichopoda is the source of this 666-nucleotide messenger RNA. NCBI's taxonomy places the organism in Eukaryota, Viridiplantae, Streptophyta, Magnoliopsida, Amborellales, Amborellaceae. The record is from RefSeq and is a predicted model, not a curated record.